UUAACAACAGCGCCGUUCUGGUGUACGUACGCAAUAUUACUUCUAAACUCGAAUAGGAGAUCGCAGUUUGUUGUGGUUCGUUGUGUCGUUUGUUUCUUUGUUGUCCGCAUAGAAUCUUGAAACUCAAAAUGCCGAAGAAACAGAAAAGUCACAAUGCCUUUUAUUAUUUUAUGCUAGAAUGGAAAAAGCGUAAUGAAAAGAAUGGUUAUUUUUAUGCAAAUUUAAUGGAAGUUCAACAUGAUCCCGAAUGUAGUGCAGCGUGGAAGAAUUUAUCUCCUUAUGAAAAACAAGUUUAUAUCGAUUUAGCAGUUGAAAAAAAACUUAGACAGACUUAUAAGGAUAAAAGAACUAAUACCGGCGAAUCAAUAAUUCUUGUUAAAGAAAAAGAACGCGAGUUAACAGAAUUUAAGAUACAAAUGCGAAAAUAUGUAACAGAUAUUGUUAAUGAAGGUCUAACGAAUAAUAAAUUGAGCGAAUAUAAAUUUUACUUUUUACACUUUAAUUGGUUAUAUAUUACCCAAGAUAAAAAAAUAUAUGCACCUGUUGAAUAUGCUAUUGGAGUAUUUUCAUUACAAAAUGGUAUUGAAAAAUUUCAUCAUAGGCUUAUCAAUAUAAAACCUGAUUUGGGAUAUACUUGGGAAUCUAUAGAAACUAGUCGAAAUAGUCAUAAAAUUCCUCCCGAGUUUCCUGAAGGUGAAAAAGAUUUUUAUAAUUUGUACAUGGAUUUAAUAGAGUUUUUGGAGCCUGAUAUAAUUGGUGAUCGAUAUCCACCAUUUUUUGUGACGAAUAAUAUAAGUAAAGGCGUACCAUCAUUUCUUAAUCAGUUAACUGAAGCUGCAGAUUGCGAAAAUACAUUUACUGUAUAUUCGAUUGAAUUUUUAUAUACUACAUUGCGUAAUGCUACGCUUAGUAAAAAAUGUAAUCCGGAGGAUUUCGUUCCUAUUCCAGAAGCUAUAGGUGAACAAGAAUUUAUGACAGACAAAUAUUCGUUUGAAAGAAAUAUUGAAUGUGAUUAUCAUAAAAAUAUAGACGGAGGGAGCCAGUUUUGUAGUUUAGCUAUAAUAAAACGAUGGGCAUAUACUAUUUGCGAUUACUGUUGCCACGAGUUAGGAAUUGCAUUAAUUCCUGGUAUUCAUUGCUCUCCUAAUAGAAUGAAAAACAUUUUAUGCGACAAGUUACAGAAUGUUUCAUUGAAUACUAAACAAUACAAUGACACAAAAUUAUGUCCAUUUGGAGUAAAUCGGGAUAAUAUAAACAAUGUUUCUAAAAAGACGUCAGAAGAAAAAUCAAGGUGCUGUAAGGACGAAAAACCGUUAAAAAUAAUCGACUACGCUAAAAUUAACGAAUCACAGUCUUCUGCUGCCGUUUCUCGUUCUGUUAAAUUUGAGAGACCACUGAGACCUCCAAAUACAAGAAGCUUUGCUGCUGUUACUGCUGGCUCUAGUAAAAAUAUUGAAAAUCAAGAUUUUUCUGAUGUAAACAUUCUAUUAGCCAAAGGAAGAGGAUUGAAUAAGAUAUCGAUGAUGACUAAACAUUUAACUGGAAGAGGACACGGAGGCAUUUAAUCAUAAACGAAAUAUAUAUUUUUAUUAAGAGA
This is a messenger RNA of Vespula pensylvanica (western yellowjacket), 1597 nucleotides long. RefSeq names its product protein maelstrom 1. The transcript has 10 exons. The coding region runs from base 129 to 1565 and encodes 478 amino acids. Lineage: Eukaryota; Metazoa; Arthropoda; Insecta; Hymenoptera; Vespidae. Gene Ontology annotation, biological process: piRNA processing; negative regulation of DNA-templated transcription; regulation of miRNA-mediated gene silencing. The record is from RefSeq and is a predicted model, not a curated record. Gene Ontology annotation, molecular function: sequence-specific DNA binding. Gene Ontology annotation, cellular component: nucleus; P granule.